Molecule: messenger RNA, 1031 nt
Organism: Rotaria sordida
Lineage: Eukaryota; Metazoa; Rotifera; Eurotatoria; Philodinida; Philodinidae
Source: the annotation of a GenBank genome assembly
AAUAAUAACGGCAGUCACAACCACAACGACUACCACAACAACAACAGCAGCAUCAACAACAACAGCAGCAACAACAACAGAAGCAGCAUCAACAACAACAACAAUAACAACUACUACUACUAGUUUCCCACGAAUAACAUUUACGACACCCACGCUCAAUUUCUUAAACGAGACACGGCUCUAUCUUCUUUUUGUAUUAGGAAGUGGAGCUCGAGUUGUUGACACCCCGUUACCCAUGCCGAUUAAUCAAACCGAAAUUGAAAAAGUUUUACUACGUGCACUGAAUGAAAUGUAUAACAAAACGAAUCUAACCGUAGUUCCGCAUUAUUAUAUAUCAGAUAUUAUAAUUGAAUAUCUUGUUGUUUUGAACAUAUCAUUGAAUGCUACUCAACGUUUGAAAAUUGUCAAUGAAUUUUUUAAUCCAAAUGUUAGUAGAAAUGAUAGUUACAAAUUGAUAGUACGAAUGGUUAUAAAUGAUGUAACUGGAAAGAUAGAAAAUUUUACCGAAGCACAACGUCUUUGCAAAGAGUGUGAACUUUUGGGACAUGGUGAUUGUGAUACGACUUCAGAUACAUGCAUAUGUUAUCCUAAUUUCGAAGGUGAAUUUUGUCGUACCGACGUAACAACAUCAACAAUAUCAACAACGUCAACAACUUCACAACCACCAUCAUCAUCGACAAAUUGGACAGUUAUUGUUGCUGUUAUAAGUGCUAUAGCUGGUCUUCUUCUAAUUAUUUCUCUUUCCAUGUGUAUUUAUAUUAUUAAAAAACGUGCUGAUUCCAAAGCUAAAAAAAUAAAACAAUUAACAGAAAGUAAACAACCUACCAUUCCUGGAGCUCAUCUUCCAACAAUUGGUGCUAUUAGCCAAGGUACAAUCGGUUCUACUGAUUCGAGCCGUGCUGAAAAUGAGAAACAAACUAAUGAUGCAUCUGAUACAUAUUCAUCUACUUCAACAACAACUUACAAUCCAACUUAUCAUACAAAUGAAGAUCCCCAACAUACAUCAUUACCAAGUGGUCCUAUACCACAAA